This is a messenger RNA of Klebsormidium nitens, 3131 nucleotides long. The record is from the annotation of a GenBank genome assembly. Lineage: Eukaryota; Viridiplantae; Streptophyta; Klebsormidiophyceae; Klebsormidiales; Klebsormidiaceae.
UGCACGUGAAUUUUUCGAGAAUUGGAGCUUGAACCAGACGCUUUCAAAGGGAUAGGUAGCUUGCAGCUGCCCGUUCGCACUUGGCACCUUUCCACGAUCGUAAAGCUCUUUGGCAGAAAGCAAUUAGGAAUUUCGGGAGCACCAUGCACAUUGUUGUGUCGAAAAAGUGAAGCAAUUGUUAAGGUUUGAGGAGCUUGAUUCCAAAAUUAAAUGGCGCGUCUUUUGAAGGAAGGUCUUCUUUUGCGUAAGCUAAACAGCACCGCGAGAGGGAGUGCACGCAAAGCUGCAAGAGCCCUGGCGUCUACUAGCUGGCAUAGUCCAAAUGGUAGCAGAGAUGUUAAUGACAACAACCUAGCAGGCUGUGCUCACAUUGGCACAGAGCCAGCGCUUAGCAACGGCAGCCAGUUUGACCUCAAUUGGCAGCAAAGUGCACAACCACCAGAUUGUCAAGAGUCUGGGGUUUCUACAAAGAGUGGACGCCGCAAAACCUUCGGCCUCUCAAACAAGUCUGCUUUCAGGGCAAGACGCCAACUAGAGGGAAGGUUUGCAGACUUCCGGCCCUGUGGAGCAUUGGGUGUGAUUGCACCUGCUGGGACACUGUUUGGCACAGAAGGUGGUGCUACUCAGGACCGGGACAAGUUCACACAAUUCUAUCUAGGGAGAGGAUAUGCAACGGCUGGUCAGCCGAAUGCAGCAGCUGCUGAGGCAAGGCCAGCUUCAUCAGAUAAAAAGCUUUUCAACAAGAUUCUGAUUGCAAACCGUGGCGAGAUCGCCUGCCGCGUCAUCAAAAGCUGCCGACGCUUAGGGAUCAAAACCGUUGCAGUGCACAGCGAACCAGAUGCGGAUGCACUCCAUGUCAGAAUGGCAGAUGAGGCUGUCUGCGUGGGCCCUGCAGCUUCCACCAAGAGCUAUCUGAACAUUGAUGCGAUCCUGGCUGCGUGCAAGAGCACCGGAGCAGAAGCGGUCCAUCCUGGGUACGGCUUUCUGUCCGAGAACUCUGCCUUUGUGGAACGGCUGGAACAGGAGGGAAUCAAGUUCGUGGGUCCAACUUCGUCGGCUAUUGCCGCCAUGGGGGACAAGAUUGAGAGCAAGGAACUGGCCAAACGGGCCCGCGUCAACACGAUCCCGGGAUUUCCUGACGUCAUCCGGGAUGCUGCGCACGCCGCAGAAGUUGCCAAGGCGGUUGGCUACCCGGUCAUGAUGAAGGCUUCGGCGGGAGGGGGAGGAAAGGGCAUGCGCAUUGCUUGGAGCGAGAAGGAGGUGAUGGAGCAGUAUAACGUGUGCCACGAUGAGGCGGUGUCUAGCUUCGGCGACGGGCGCAUCUUCAUCGAAAAGUUCAUUGAGCAGCCGCGGCACAUCGAGAUCCAGCUGAUAGCUGAUUCGUUCGGCAACACAUUCUAUCUACCCGAGCGGGAGUGCUCCAUUCAACGAAGAAACCAGAAGGUCAUCGAGGAAGCCCCGAGUACUUUCAUCACCCCCGAGACCCGAAAAGCCAUGGGCGAGCAGGCGGUGCAGCUCGCGAAAGCGGUCGGGUAUCAAUCCGCCGGGACGGUCGAGUUCCUGGUGGACAAGCACCGCAACUUUUACUUUCUGGAGAUGAACACGCGGCUGCAGGUGGAGCAUCCCGUGACGGAGCUCAUCACUGGGCUGGACCUCGUGGAGCUGAUGCUCAAAGUAGCCGCUGGUCAGAAGCUAAAUCUGACUCAGGAGCGCGCGUGCCGCAUCCAAGGCUGGGCUCUCGAGUCGCGCGUUUAUGCCGAAGACCCGCGGCGGGGCUUCCUCCCUUCCAACGGAAGGCUGCGCACGUAUUCGGAACCGCGCGCGAGGCCCGCGGAGGGAGGUCGAGAGCAGGAGACUGUGCGGCUGGACACCGGGGUGGAGGAGGGGAGCGAGAUCAGCAUUUACUACGACCCGCUUAUCUGCAAGUUGUCGACGCACGGUCCCACCCGCGAGGCGGCCCUAGAGUCCAUGGAGCACGCGCUAGACUCGUACGUCGUGCGGGGACUCACGCACAACAUCCCCUUCCUGCGAUCCGUUAUCUCCGACCCGGACUUCCGGUCCGGCAACAUCACGACCAAGUUCAUUCAGGAGCACUACCCCCAGGGUUGGCAGGGCGACUACUUGACAGACGCUCAAGAGGCCCGGAUGCUCGCGAGCGCGGCAGCCCUCCACGUGGCGAAGCUGCAUCAGCAGUCGUUCUCCAUUUUCCCCAGCGGGGAUCCCAUCAAAUUGACACUCACCGUCGACGCCGGGCAGCAGCACGAGGUGGUGGUCUCGCCGGUGUCAGACGUGACGGGCGAAUACGACGUGAAGUUGGACGGCUCCAAGAUUGCCGUACAGUUGCUGACACCAAAUCCGGGGCAACCGCACCUAGUGGACGUCGACUUCGACGGAAAGAAGCAGCCCAUGUCGUUCCAGAUUAUCAAGAAACUGCCCCGAGGCUUCUCCAUCCUCUUCGCCGGCUCGCAGCAUGACGUGUUGAUUGAGAGGCCGGAUCAAGCAGCCAUGGCGAAGCAUAUGCCGCCCCCUCGAGUCGUGGACUACAGCAAGUUCUUGCGGAGCCCGAUGCCCGGUGCGCUCAUCUCCGUUGCCGUUAAAGAGGGACAAAACGUAUCGCCCGGCGCUGAGCUGGCAGUGGUUGAAGCGAUGAAGAUGCGCAACGUGUUGCGGGCGGAGCAAGAAGGCGUCGUGAAGGCCGUGUCCGCGAAAGUAGGGUCCGUCCUCGCCGCUGAUCAAGUGAUCAUAGAGUUUGAGUAAACGAGAGGGAACUAAAAAUCCUGCGGAAAUCUAUGCUGUAAAUGUUGUACGAGUAAUACCUGUCUUUGAUGUAUAUAGGUAGUUUUAACAGGCGACAGUGCCGAGUUUCUUAAACCUUUAGCAUAGCUGUGCAUUGAGGGGUAAUCAGGGAACGGAUACCCGCGCCGCCUGACGACACUGCACUUCGAUCACGCAGAAUGUAGGAUAAUAGAGUUGAGCUACGGAUUCGCUACUACACCGCCCUGACCAACUUGAGAAACAUAUGCGAGCACGUCAAGACCGCAAGAGGGACAGAACCUUGCCGCCCUGUUUGCUCGUACGUUGGUGCAUGAGUCACCAUGUAAAAUUCGUCACCGUGCAUCAGCACACGCCAA